AAAGUCACCGUUCGCAGUGAUGACGAUGUGCAUCCAAAUCCAGACGAGAUCGCCUUGUUCGAAACAGCUUAUCGGGAACCAAUGCCUCAGGUAAGGCAUGGGUAUUGGCAAUUCGAAGAGAAUCAAGCAUGGCAAACUGUCUCCAAUCCAUACCCAAUUCAGUAA
Anisakis simplex (herring worm) is the source of this 165-nucleotide messenger RNA. The record is from the annotation of a GenBank genome assembly. NCBI's taxonomy places the organism in Eukaryota, Metazoa, Nematoda, Chromadorea, Rhabditida, Anisakidae.